UUCGUUUUUCGCGGUCAACGACAGACUAAGCAGAGAAAAAAAAAAAUCCAUUGAACAAGGAGAAAAAUAAAAAAAAUGGGAGCAUUUUGCAAGGUAAUAGAUGCUGUUCUCUUCUUGUACUUCGCUCUCAUGGCAGUCGCUGCGCCGCUCUUGGACGGCCAAAUAAGUCUUCCCGGCGAUAUCUUCCCGGCGUUUCUCGUCGAUCUGAAUCGCUGGUACAUCGCCGAAUUUGGUGAUUAUCUGUCCUUGGAGAAGCCGCAUUUCUUCGUCGGACUCGUCUGGCACGAGCUUCUGAUUCUUUGGCCGCUCUCCAUUGUCAACGUCUAUGCAAUUCUCGCCGGGAAAUCGUGGUUCGGUACCACAUCCUUGGUGUACGGAGCUUCCGUCGUGACUUCAAUGGCUGCUAUACUGGGAGAGAUGAUAGGUUCAGGGAAGGCAUCUGAGAAAUUGUUGAUGGUAUAUGUGCCAUUCAUGGGUGUUGGUAUUCUUGCUCUUCUUCGUGGUCUUCUUUCUCAAUCCAACAAAAGUGGUGGAGCUGUUGGCAAGAGACCCGUUGUUCUGGCCAGGAGAAAGCGUGCUUGAGGUUAAUGUCUCUUUUGUCUCUGAGGAUUUGGAUUUUCAACUUUAUUAUUGAGACCAUUUUGAACCUUUCUACCGGAUUCGUGUUCUUGUUUGAAAUGAAAUGAAGAUAUUUACAACUUACAAGUCA
Molecule: messenger RNA, 709 nt
Organism: Capsella rubella
Lineage: Eukaryota; Viridiplantae; Streptophyta; Magnoliopsida; Brassicales; Brassicaceae
Product: sigma intracellular receptor 2
Exons: 2
Coding region: 76-582 (168 amino acids)
Cellular component (GO): endoplasmic reticulum
Source: RefSeq, a predicted model, not a curated record